CUGCGGCGAAACAAAGUCCAGUCCGUGAUGGUGCGCCACUGGUUAUCUCCAUUUCCGUGUUUGUUGGUGUGCGGCCUCGUCGUUGCCGUAGCGCUGCUUCCGACGGUGGCCUUGAGCGGCAUUGACGACGGAUCUGUGUCGGAUCGACGUCGGUUCAGCGAUGAGUUUCAGUUUGGUGUCGGAACGUCAGCCUACCAGAUCGAGGGAGGGUGGGACGAUGACGGGAAAGGGGAAUCGAUCUGGGAUCAUCUGACGCACCACCGGCCGGAAAAGGUGGCGGAUCGGUCGAGCGGGGACGUGGCUUGCGAUAGCUACCACCAGUGGAGGCGUGACGUGCAGAUGGUGAAGGAACUCGGUGUGGAUUACUAUCGGUUCUCGAUCUCCUGGCCUCGCAUUAUGCCGACGGGACUGUGUAAUCAGGUGAACGAGCGGGGACUCGAGUACUACAGCCACCUGAUCGACGAGCUGCGUCUGAACGGCAUCGAACCGAUGGUGACACUCUACCACUGGGAUCUACCCCAGCGGCUGCAGGAGAUGGGCGGCUGGAUGAACCCGGACAUUGUGCACCAUUUUGUGGAGUAUGCACGGAUCGUGUUCAUCUGGCUGGGCGAUCGGGUCCGGUGGUGGACAACGAUCAACGAACCGUGGCACAUUUGCGAACAGUCGUACGGUCGGGACGAGAUGGCCCCGGGCUACGACUUCCCCGGUGUGCCAGCGUACACCUGUGGCCACAACAUUCUGCGGGCGCACGCCGAAGCGUUCCACCUCUACCGGGACGUAUUACAGCUACGCGGCGCUAUCGGAAUUUCGCUCGAUGCUCGGUGGGCCGAACCGGAAACGGAUGCCCCGGAUGAUUUGGAAGCAUCCGAACAGGAGCUACAGUUUCACUUGGGUUGGUUUGCGCAUCCCAUCUUUACGGCGGCCGGUGACUAUCCGGAGCUGAUGCGCUAUCGCGUGGGCAACCUGAGCGCCGCCCAGGGGUUCGCCCGAUCCCGUUUGCCGGUCUUCACGCCGGAGGAAGUGGUGCGCAUCCGUGGGACGUCGGAUUUCUUUGGCCUGAACACCUACACGACGGUGCUGGUGCGUAAGAACGACGAGGGCAACUCGGCACAGUACAGCGUCCCUUCGUUCGAGCAUGACUCCGGCGUGGUGCCGUCCUCCGAUCCUGACUGGCCCGUGGCGGAGGAAACUUCGUGGAUUAAGAUUGUGCCGUUUGGACUGCACAAGCUUCUGAACUGGAUCCGGGAGCGGUACGAUGGUCCUGCGAUCUGGAUUACGGAAAACGGCAUCGGAUCCGGUCCGGGGACGAAAGAUCCGCAACGGGUGAGCUACUUUAACGGGUAUCUCGGGGCGGUGCUUGAUGCUAUCGAGGAUGGGUGUGAUGUCCUUGGGUACGUCGCCUGGAGCCUGAUGGAUAACUUCGAGUGGCGCGAUGGUUACACGCAAAAGUUUGGCUUAUACUACGUGGACUUCAACGACCCCGAGCGCAAGCGGUACGGCAAGAUGUCGUCCAAAGUGUUUGCAAAUAUUGUAAAAACUCGCCAGAUUGAUCCGGAGUACCAGCCGGAACCGGACGUGCUGAUAACCGCCCAGACAGGCAUCGGCGCAACGGUGCUGCCGGAUUUGUUGGUGUUCGUCGGAACCACCCUGUGCGCGACGGUCGCACUGAAGCUAACUCAAGCUUACGGUUAGUCACGCAAUGUGCUGCAAGCGCCGGAGCUUUGAUACGUUGAGCUUUCCGUGUUCCGACGGGGCGACGCGGCGUGUCGGACGUUGGAAAAGGACGUUUCUGGGAUAAAAAGCAGUGGCCACGAUCAUUUACUCAGUUUUGAUAUUAUUGUUUUUAGGGUGUGUGGGUAAGUUUAAAAGUGAGAUUAUUAAAAAAAGGUUUUAAUACUGAAUUGAAUAAAUA
Molecule: messenger RNA, 1912 nt
Organism: Anopheles cruzii
Lineage: Eukaryota; Metazoa; Arthropoda; Insecta; Diptera; Culicidae
Product: myrosinase 1-like
Exons: 5
Coding region: 28-1692 (554 amino acids)
Biological process (GO): carbohydrate metabolic process
Molecular function (GO): beta-glucosidase activity
Source: RefSeq, a predicted model, not a curated record